UUUUAUUUACUUUGCUUUGAUUCUACCUGAUGUUCUUAAAUGGCGUUUUAAUUGCAGCAUAUGAACUGUUUGGACAACUCGCAUGCGAAACAGACGUUUUUAGCAUUUUGUGCCAACUUCGUCGACACCGCCGGCAGAAAGCACGAAACCUUCGAAAUAAGAGCACAAUGUUUUCCGCGCUUUUUAGCACAACCAAACAAGUAACGGGAGGUGAACUUCUCAGGACCACUGGCACACUGAGACCCAGACAUUGGACUUUCAACAGCAGCAGACAUGGCUCAUGCCACCAACCAUGGGAAGCUGCUAUUACAGCGUUUACAUCAGCAGCGGGAGAUGGACUUCCUCUGUGACAUAACUAUAAUGGUGAAAGAUGUGGAGUUCAGAGCUCACCGCAACAUCCUGGCUGCAUUCAGCAAGUACUUUUCCUCCCAGGCUGAAAAAGGUCAAGAUGUCACAACCUUGGACCCUGACAAGGUCAGCCGAUAUGCACUGGAGAAGCUGUUGGAGUUUAUCUACACAGGACAAAUGAACCUUAGCAGCACCAGGCAAGCAGCUGUACGCCGAGCAGCUGUGUUCUUGGGAAUGUCUGAGGCAACAAAGUACCUAGAAGAAACGCCCCACUGGACUGAGCAGAGCAAAACGUCCCAGUCAGAGACCGAUAAAGAAACAGAUAUGUCCCUUCCCAGUCCUGGUUCUCCUGGAAGCCCCAACUCCCCAGUUGCCCUGUCUAUCAUCUCCGUUCCAGCAGACUGCCAUGAAGGGGAGAAGGAUGGCAAAGAACCGGAAGAUGAGAUGAAAAUUUUUGAUUUGGAAGAGGGGUGGAAAGGUGAUGUUGAAGAAGAAGAAGAAGAAGAAUACAUCCCCACAACACCAAAGAGCACUGGACGAGGACAGGGCAAAAAGAGGGGUAGAAGACCAAAGAGCUUCAGUGGCGAGGAAAUGGAACCUGGCAGCUCAGCUGAUGUCAUCGACAAAAUGCAGAGCUACAGAGGUAGGGGGAGAGGCAGAGGAAGAGGCAGUGGGAGAGGAAGAGCUGGUUUCACAAGUGAGGAUCCCUUUUUGGAAGAUUCUGACACAAGCGUCAAAGACUUUGGAGACACUUCAGCAGACUGGAGCCCCUCACAGGGUGAAGAGGCUCCGCCCAAGAAACCGAGACUGAGCAGCGGGGACGGACGCCGAGGGCGAGGUCGGGGAAGAGGGCGAGGCAGAGGGAGAGGUAGGGGGAGACCCAGGAAGAUCCCCAUGGAGGAGGCAGAAGACAGCGGCUCACUGGGGGCUGAAGACGAUGAGGGCGAAGUCGAACCUGGAGAACAAGAUCCAUCUGAAAUGGAUGAGAUGUCGCUGACUUGCACAGAGUGCAACAAACUGUUCAAGGAUGCAAGCAGCCUUCGCAGACACGAGAAAAUCCACAAGGGGCUAAAACCAUUCGUCUGCAUCUUCUGCUCCAAGACCUUCAGACAAGCCACCCAGCUAAAAACACACUUGCGUAUACACACAGGAGAGAAGCCGUUCAGUUGCUCCGACUGUGACAAGUGCUUUGCUCAGAAGUGUCAGCUGGUCGCCCAUCGCCGAAUGCACCACGGAGAGGAGAAGCCGUACACGUGUGAACGCUGCGGUUUCAAGUUUGCUACCUCCUCCAACUACAAAAUACACAUCAGAUUGCACAGUGGCGAGAAACCGUACGUGUGCGACAUCUGCGGUCAGGCGUUCGCCCAGUCCAGCACACUGACGUAUCACAAGCGCCGACACACGGGGGAGAAACCAUACCAGUGUGAUCUGUGCGGCAUGUCCUUCUCCGUCUCCUCCUCACUCAUUGCUCACGCAAGAAAACACACAGGUGAGACUCCGUAUAAAUGUUCGCAGCCGAAAUGUGAUGCAAGUUUUGUGACAUCAUCUGAACUGAAGAAACACAUGCGACGUCUCCACCCAGAGGGGAACAAUGGUGUGCAGUGCCUGCUGUGCGGAAACAGAUUUGCUAGCGUGAAGAACAUGAUCAAACACCAGGAGAAGGCUCAUGCUGAUGAAGUGCGGCAACACAAGGAGAGAGCCAGAGCUGUUGUCUUCCUGGCCUCAAGCCAUCCUGUGGCCUUUGUCCAAAGCAAACUCUCCCAAGAAAGCAAAGGUUUGGUCUCUAUCCUGGAAGGAGAGCCACCCAACCCUGAGCCAGCCACUCCCAACCCCAAGGCCACCGAGGCGGCUGCAGAAGCUGUCACAGCUGACGUCGCCACCACUACUGAUGCUAGCACCGCCACCGAGGCUCCCCCUGGCACCACCGCAGACAUCAUCGAGAGCUUCAAGUCAGAGCCGGUUCACCCCAGCAUCAACGCCUCAGACCAGGUGACCUUUGACGCGGACCAAGAGCAGACGAUCACCCCCGAUACCCUCCACGCUUUGGUGGAGCAGCUGAGGCCGCCGCCCUCCCCCGCUCAGAGCCUGGAGCAGAUCGUCAUCAUCAGGACGGUGGACACCACUGAAAGCAACCCUCCGCAGCAGUGAGGUCGCCGUGGUUACCACACGUACAGUCUGAAGAAAGGAUGGAACUCAUCACACUGGAUUGACUGAAGAUAUGGAAACAUGGUGAAAAGUUCAGUCUGUGAUAAACAUCCAUCACUAAGAUUUCGGUUCAGUCAAUGAUUAUUAACCACUUUUCAUGGGGUUCAGGUCCAGUUGAGGUGGUUUAUGAUAAGAUAAACAUUUAUUAGAUGACUGUGAUGAGAUAUUAUUUUCUGCUUGGCCCAUCAUUAUAUUGGUUGUUGUUUUACUGUUUAAAAAAAAAACAUAAUUAAGCAAAACGAUCUUUUAUCAACCUGCUUCUUUUCUCAGGAGUCAUAAGUUUCUGUGACAAACAGCUCAGCCACAUUUUCCCUUUGAGUCAGUUUGGACCGUGUUUGUUCGAAACGCCAACCAGGAUGGAAAGUUGGUUUGGAGAGCAGGAAACUGAAAUUAAAAGGCAAUAAGACAAAGUAGAACAAUAACACCACUGAUUAUUUUAGGGCUGCAACUUAUGUUAACGCUUUUUUUAAAAUAUUUCCCACUUAUCAAAGUAACUACAGUUAUUGAUCAGGGUUCCUCAAAAUGACUUUUACAACUACAAUGCUACAGAAAAAGCAAAUCUGAGCCUAGGAGCAUGAAAAAAAUAAGUAACGUUGCCUGGACAGAAGCUAAAAGAUAACUUCAGACAUUUUGUUACUUAACACUGCUUUUUAUUACUUUUACUUGAUAAUCCUUGUUAAAUGGCUCAAACACGCUAAAAGCUGGAAAUGUUUUAUAAAUUGCUAAUGUGUCGCUUCACCACUCAGCAUAAUUCCCUGAGCAGCAGAAACCACCUCUGCCCCACACUGUCUGUUGUCCACUGAAGAGGAAGUGAUAUAGUUCUCACUGUUAACGUUCCAAUGACAGAGCAGUGACACGUCUGUGUUAUUGCUGACAUUGUUUUAAAAGCUGAUGUCAUUUGUUGGAGCCUUCAUCACCAUGCAAUAUCAUGAUAUUUAUCCAGGUGUUUGUCUGGUGGCUUUAUGGACGCAGUCUGUUUAAAACCAAGGGAUUUGUUACAGUGUGAUACAGUUUUGUUUUAAGGUAGAACGCUACAUUAGACAACAUUAGUAGCAGUUUGUUCCAUGGGUUUCUUUUUAUCAUUAGAUUUUAUUUGGGUUAAAUGUCUGCAUUACUUGUACAGAAAUGUGAAAUACAUAACAUGUUCACUACUGUAUAAAAACUGUACAACAGAAUAAAGUUUAGGACAGAAGACACGA
This is a messenger RNA of Betta splendens (Siamese fighting fish), 3752 nucleotides long. RefSeq names its product myoneurin (gene mynn). Lineage: Eukaryota; Metazoa; Chordata; Actinopteri; Anabantiformes; Osphronemidae. Gene Ontology annotation, cellular component: nucleus. Gene Ontology annotation, biological process: regulation of transcription by RNA polymerase II. The coding region runs from base 274 to 2496 and encodes 740 amino acids. The record is from RefSeq and is a predicted model, not a curated record. The transcript has 10 exons. Gene Ontology annotation, molecular function: protein binding; RNA polymerase II cis-regulatory region sequence-specific DNA binding; DNA-binding transcription activator activity, RNA polymerase II-specific.